Onychostruthus taczanowskii (white-rumped snowfinch) is the source of this 1599-nucleotide messenger RNA. It is a transcript of the gene STK39, whose product is annotated as serine/threonine kinase 39. The record is from RefSeq and is a predicted model, not a curated record. Gene Ontology annotation, molecular function: ATP binding; protein serine/threonine kinase activity. NCBI's taxonomy places the organism in Eukaryota, Metazoa, Chordata, Aves, Passeriformes, Passeridae. The coding region runs from base 67 to 1554 and encodes 495 amino acids. The transcript has 17 exons. Gene Ontology annotation, biological process: protein phosphorylation.
UGAAAGGUGUUGCUGGAGGGGAAGUUUGGAGAAGGUCGUCGGGUGCCUGUGCGCUCCGGCAGCAUCAUGGCGGAGCAGGGCGAGUCGCCGGUCCACGUCCAGCAGCCCCAGCCGGCGCCUGCACCCGCCGCCCCGGCCGCCGGCUGGCCCAUCUGCAGGGACGCCUACGAGCUGCAGGAGGUGAUCGGUAGUGGUGCUACAGCAGUUGUCCAGGCAGCGCUCUGCAAACCCAGGCAAGAACGUGUAGCAAUAAAGAGGAUCAACUUAGAAAAAUGCCAAACCAGUAUGGAUGAAUUACUUAAAGAAAUUCAAGCAAUGAGUCAGUGCAAUCACCCUAAUGUGGUGACCUAUUACACAUCUUUUGUGGUGAAGGAUGAACUGUGGCUGGUUAUGAAGCUAUUAAGUGGGGGUUCAAUGCUUGAUAUAAUAAAGUAUAUUGUCAACAGAGGAGAGCACAAAAAUGGUGUGCUUGAAGAACCCAUAAUAGCAACAAUUCUUAAAGAAGUUUUGGAGGGUUUAGACUAUCUACACAGGAAUGGGCAAAUUCACAGAGAUUUGAAGGCUGGCAACAUUCUACUGGGUGAGGAUGGCUCUGUACAAAUAGCAGAUUUCGGUGUUAGUGCAUUUUUAGCAACUGGAGGUGAUGUAACUCGUAACAAAGUAAGGAAAACAUUUGUUGGUACUCCCUGUUGGAUGGCCCCUGAAGUAAUGGAGCAGGUGCGAGGUUAUGACUUCAAGGCCGAUAUGUGGAGUUUUGGGAUAACAGCCAUUGAGUUAGCAACAGGAGCAGCACCUUAUCACAAAUACCCUCCUAUGAAAGUGUUAAUGCUAACGCUUCAAAAUGACCCUCCCACUUUAGAGACAGGUGUAGAAGACAAGGAGAUGAUGAAAAAGUAUGGCAAAUCCUUUAGAAAACUAAUCUCAUUAUGCCUUCAAAAAGAUCCUUCCAAAAGGCCCACAGCAGCAGAACUUUUAAAAUGCAAAUUUUUCCAGAAAGCCAAGAAUAGAGAAUACCUGAUUGAAAAGCUUCUCACUAGAACACCUAAUAUAGCACAAAGAGCAAAAAAGGUCAGACGAGUGCCAGGUUCCAGUGGUCACCUCCAUAAAACAGAAGAUGGGGACUGGGAGUGGAGUGAUGAUGAAAUGGAUGAGAAGAGUGAGGAAGGCAAAGCUGCUAUUUCUCAGGAAAAGUCACGAAGACUGAAAGAGGAGGAGAACGUAGAGUCUCAGCCUGCUGUUAGUGAGGAAUACAGUGAAGUUCCAUGUGCGGUGAAUCUUGUCUUAAGAUUAAGGAACUCCAGGAAAGAACUUAAUGACAUACGGUUUGAGUUUACUCCAGGCAGAGACACAGCAGAUGGCGUUUCUCAGGAGCUCUUCUCUGCAGGCCUGGUUGAUGGCCAUGAUGUAGUUAUAGUUGCUGCUAACUUACAGAAGAUAGUAGAUGAUCCAAAGGCCUUGAAAACAUUGACUUUUAAGUUGGCCUCUGGCUGUGAUGGCACUGAGAUUCCUGAUGAAGUGAAACUGAUUGGUUUUGCUCAGUUAAGUGUCAGCUGAUGUCUGUCCCUUGACCCCAAGCCGAAUUGUGAGAUUGCAAAAAAG